AUGGCCAUCUCGGACGUCGUACAGAGCGGACUCUUCGAAGGAGACAGCGACGACCAGCAGCUGAUCCGCAUUCCAAUCCGCGCCGACGAAAACGUGGGCACCAAGCGCAGACGCAGUCGACGCAUGGACCCUCCCAGCAAGCGAUGCCGCAUGUUGUGGACCACCGCCGAGCACGACCGCUUCCUCGAGGCGCUAGAGCUCUACCCAUCUGGUCCCUGGAAGGUUAUCGCUGACCAUGUCGGGACGCGAACCACCCGUCAAACGAUGACGCACGCACAGAAGUAUCGGGAGAAGAUCGAGCGUCGGAAGCAGAAGAAGCGUAAGGGGAGCGUUGUGCGUCUUAAGACAGCUCCAGAAUCAUCAUCAAGUCCCGCCGGAGCACUUUUGGAUGAUGCCAAGGAACGUGCGGUGUUGAUGGAGUUCGUGAAAAACUUUCAGCCAAGCGAGAUCGACAUAGUGAAUCAGCCUCAGCAUCCGUACACGCAGGGUAGUUUCUUCUUGCUGAAUGUUUGCGUUUAG
This is a messenger RNA of Phytophthora sojae, 519 nucleotides long. RefSeq names its product myb domain-contaning protein. NCBI's taxonomy places the organism in Eukaryota, Oomycota, Peronosporomycetes, Peronosporales, Peronosporaceae. The record is from RefSeq and is a predicted model, not a curated record. Gene Ontology annotation, molecular function: DNA binding. The coding region runs from base 1 to 519 and encodes 172 amino acids. The transcript has a single exon.